AUACAAAAUUUCUCAGGGGCUACUUGGACUGCCAGCAAUGGGCACCACAUCCAGGCCCACGGCGGAGGCUUUCUCAAAGUGGGAGCCACGUGGUACUGGCACGGCGAGGACAAGACCGAAGGCACAUGCUUCCAGAACAUCAACUGCUACAGCAGCAACGAUCUUGUUCAAUGGAAGUAUGAAGGCCCUGUUUUAAGUCGUCAGGGGUCUGGUGACUUGGGCCCCGGUCGUCUUGUGGAGCGUCCGAAGGUCAUCUACAACAAAUUGACUAAGAAAUAUGUUAUGUGGAUGCAUAUUGAGGACCAGGAGUACAAAGAUGCCAAAGUGGGUGUCGCCACCUGCGAUACCGUCACUGGUCGCUUUCAGUACAGAGGAAGCUUCCGACCUCUAGGCUUUGAGAGCCGCGACAUUGGUGUUUUUGUUGACGAUGAUGAUAAGGCUUACUUGAUGAGCGAAGAUCGCCCCAAUGGACUUCGUUUUUACGAGUUAUCCAACGACUAUCUCUCUGUCACCAAGAUGCUUCACCUAUUCCCAGAACAUCUGGAGAGCCCCGCCAUGAUCAAAAGGAAUGGCAUCUACUAUUUGCUUGCGUCUCAACUCACUGGCUGGGAACUCAAUGACAAUAUGUACACGACCGCAACAUCAUUGACUGGACCUUGGGAACCUUGGAAGCUCUUUGCUGAAUCGGGAACAGCCACCUACGGCUCACAGGUCACCUUUGUUCUGGAUUUAGGGUCGUCCGUGCUGUAUAUGGGAGACCGCUGGGAGUAUCCUCCACUGCCACGUAGCACAUACGUGUGGCUACCACUCAGCAUCAAUGAUCGGGCCGUCACG
Molecule: messenger RNA, 834 nt
Organism: Fusarium vanettenii 77-13-4
Lineage: Eukaryota; Fungi; Ascomycota; Sordariomycetes; Hypocreales; Nectriaceae
Exons: 3
Biological process (GO): carbohydrate metabolic process
Molecular function (GO): hydrolase activity, hydrolyzing O-glycosyl compounds
Source: RefSeq, a predicted model, not a curated record